Messenger RNA from Harpegnathos saltator (Jerdon's jumping ant), 8438 nucleotides. RefSeq names its product probable serine/threonine-protein kinase DDB_G0282963. Bases 241 to 7479 code for a protein of 2412 amino acids. The record is from RefSeq and is a predicted model, not a curated record. Gene Ontology annotation, molecular function: ubiquitin-like ligase-substrate adaptor activity; protein binding. Lineage: Eukaryota; Metazoa; Arthropoda; Insecta; Hymenoptera; Formicidae. Gene Ontology annotation, cellular component: intracellular membrane-bounded organelle; Cul4-RING E3 ubiquitin ligase complex. The transcript has 21 exons. Gene Ontology annotation, biological process: autophagosome assembly; mitophagy.
ACGUCAUCUAAUGACACAUGAUGAACUUUAUCAUGGUCGCGGACGUGACCGACCGCUCAUGAUUGCGGCUGGCUCAUCAGUAGUGCUUCAUGGGAGAACUGCGAACGAAUUGGUAGAAAAGGAAAAUGUUUCGAUUAAGUAUGUGACCGAAAAUAUAUUCGUCGUGUAUACGAAGUGACGUUUUCCUAUAUAUGUGGUUCCGAGCAAUAAUUCGCAGUAGUUGCAAAGACGGCUCACUAAAUGGGGAAGGUUAAGAAGAAACCCGAAUUGCUCCACUGCAGCAAGUCGCGCAAUGUAUUACGUAACUUAAUGCUAAGAGAUCUUGGAUUACGUACGACGCAUAAAACUAGUACACGUGAAUUAGAACCAAUAGCUGAAACAAACCUGGUAUUAAAGGACCAUAAGGAAUUGAAAUGCGAGUUACCUGGUGUUCCUAGAGCCACAUUCUUAAUGGUUUUUAGUCCUGAUGGGACCAAGGUAGCAUCCACCCAUGGAAAUCAUAAUGUUUAUAUUACUGAAAUUACAACAGGAAAAAAUAUUAGAACUCUGUCUGGACAUCCACGUACUCCAUGGUGCAUAGCUUUUCAUCCAUCUUCCAGUCAAAUCUUAGCAUCUGGUUGCUUAGGAGGUCAAGUUCGUGUAUGGGAUUUAAGUGGUGGUAGUGAAAUCUGGAAUGCUGAAAGUCAAACUGUUAUAGCUUCAUUAGCAUUUCAUCCAUCAGAAAGGUUAUUGGUCAUAGCAACAUAUAAUGAAAUUCAUUUUUGGGACUGGAGCAAAUCUCAACCCUUUGCCGUGGCUACUACAAAGACUGAGAAGGAAAAAGUGAGAUACGUGGCUUUUGAUAAUUUAGGAAGAAAAUUGAUCACAGGAAUUGCAAAUACACCUCAAGUCCAAUCACAAUGGGACCGUGCUCCUGUGGGACAAUUACUCAGAACUAGUUUAUUGAAUUUAAGAUAUCCGCGAGGAGGUUUCCCGGAUAUCGAACUUUCGCCUUGGCAUUUGUGGAAUCAUGGCUCCAUGUACGGAAGAGGACCAGCGGACAAUUACGCAGAAAGGACUUCCCGUGCGUACUUAUUCAUGCGUAGAGGCCUUGAAAUGUCCCGAAUGCGAUUCAACAAUAACCAGGAAUUAAGGAACAGUCUGAGGCAGGAAGAGGCACGGUUUCCACGGCGACGAAAUUUAUCUGAAGAACUGAAUCAAACUAGGGAAGCUACAUCUCGCCCGAAUAUCGCGAGAAAUUUUCACAUGCCCAGCAUCAAUCCGGAAAAUAUGGACAAUACAGAGAACAGGUCGGCGGACGACAGUAAUGACGACGAGGCAUCGGCCGGAUUGACGGUGAGGCACGAACGAGAAGUUAACGCGAUCAACGAUGAGAUGCAAUCCAGGCGUUCUCAUCCCAGAGACGAUUUGUACGAACGUUUGAACAAUGCGUGGGUCGGAGUGGACGAAAGAUUGCAGGGGAGCAACUCGCAGGAUCCAGAAAGAAGAAUAAAUCUAUGUUAUAGGAACCUUGUCGAUCAGUAUGUGACGCUCGUGAGACGUUACUUCGAUGUAUCCAACAGAAACAGGGAUACGAUUGAUCGCGGCACAGAUCCCAUGGAUAUACCAGAAACAUCGUCCGCCAAUCCCGAGGAGUCCAGCAGUAGAAAUGAAACUGCGACCGAGUCGUCUAUACGAAGAUUAAGGAACGAACUGAAUUCCAGUGCUCAAGCGAACAACACGAAUUUAGAGAGGCUGCAACGGUGUCGACGGCUGUUAAUGGAGCGCUUCGAGCAAGAGGAGAUCGGAACUACUCUUCAGAAUUUGAGAGAGGCACUAAACGCCGCUGCCGAGAAUAAUAGCUCCUGCUUGGUGCGAUUGCAGAAGUUACGGGAGAGACUGCAGAGGCAGACUACUACGUUAUUCGAUCAUUCAUACAACUGCAAUUCCCGUCUGCAGCUGCUUCGCAACGCUUUGAAUGACGAGAUCGAAGCACUCAACAAUAUGGAGGUACAGUUCACUAACACGAGCUCCAGAAUCGAGCGGUUACGUGAUGAGUUCACAAUGUAUGGUAUUUUACCGCGAAAUCGUCAUAUUGCGACCGAUCCUUCGCAACUGAAUCUAAGCGAGGCCGAGUGGCGGGCGCUUGUUGCGAACGACGAGCCAUUACCUAGCACCAGUUCCGGCUUGACGGGAAACACGUUGCACUCGAUGCUGCCCUCGGGAGCACGUAAUGACUUACAUCUGGAAUCCGAUGUAUUCCCCAGCUCGAGCUCAGGCGGCAACGAAGCUAGAAGAAACGAAGAACGUGACGUGCACGCGGACGGCGGCAAUGAGCAUGCGAGCACGUCGUCGAGGAGUAACAGAAAUCAAAAUGCUGGAAGGGCUACGAGAAGACGUUUCGACGCUACGGACACUGAAGAUGAACCUCCCAGCAGGCGGAAGCGUAAAUUGGGACCGUCGAUAUCGUUACCUUACAUUGGAGAUAGUUCAUCGUCUAGCGACGAAGGCUACUUGGGCUCGACGUCGCGCAACGGCCCGUCUAACUUCACGGUUUCUACUCAUUCAGCAUUUCAACCGAAUGUACCUAAACUAGUCCCGCAGUUGAGGCCGCAGAAUCAAGAAACGUCAGCUGGUUCCUCUAGAUUAAAUGAUGAACAAAUGGAUAGGAAUGAUUUGUCCGACAAUACGACGAAUAACGAAUCGAACGAAAGAAACGCUGAAAUUAGAGCGAUGAGGAUUAUACAACAAUGUAAUCGUACACAAAGAAAUUUACCUCUACUCAGGAGAGUGCUGGAUGUUCUUCAGCGGCAUUUACAUGCGGAUCGGAUGGAGAGCAAUAACACUGUCCAACAAGUUUCACUGGACGAUUCAGAGAACGGAUAUUGGCUUCUCGAAGAGAAUAGUAAUUCGGAUUCCAAUCUGGAUGAUUCAAACUCUAACACCAAUUCGAAUCCUCGUCGAUGGACCAGUCGUUGGAUACAGCUAGACACUUCGAGUAGAAAUACGGAGUACACUAACGAAUUGUCGAACGAGCAAGCUGAAGCGAGAUCUCUCUCAGAGGACGUAGCAGAUCAGAGUUCUAAUGAUAGACACAGAGAUCAGAGUCAAACCAUGAUGCGCGAUAGGAAUCGAUUGUCGCCUGUGUCUCUAAACCCUUCUCGCUAUGAACAACCACCGUUGUUUCCUUUUAGAAGCUUACGAGAAAAUCAGUCCCGAAGAGUAGAUCAGAAUCAGACACGUACUAACGACUCAACUCAUGGUACUUCGUUUCAGUCGCAAACGUCCGAUUCAAACACGACGGGUGUGUUCACGAAUUUAACGGAAGGUGUUGUUAACGACCCUGCAGCGAUGAGAACCGCCGACAGGGCUAAUCGCGAGAGCGGUAGCAGUUUCGCGAGCAGCAGUAGCAGCAGCAGCAGGCAGCAACAGCAAAGUCAGAGCCAGAGCCAGAACCAGAGAAAUGCAGACGAGGCGGAUCUCGAUCUCAGAAUGCUCGGUAUUGGCAAUGUAGAACCGAGAGAAGGUUCCUUGGGAGUUCGACAGGGGAUUCAGUUACUUAAUCGCCAUAUCGAUAAUAUGCAACGCUUAUGCCGGGCUCGGUUGGAGAUAGUUCAGUUGUGCCAAGUGCGUAAAAUGUGGGAGGACUUGCAACGGCAAAUACGUUCGUUACAUGUGACAGUUCGCGUGGAGCGACUGAACAACAACGAUCAAACGGGAGCGCAAAGGGAUGCUGCUAAUCUCGCCAGCAAUCCCACCAGUGCGUCAUCAACGGCGACUUCGUCGACGAGCUCGUCCACGGUCGCGAAUUCGCAAAGCGAAUCGGCGAAGAACUACAAAAAGGCUCUGCUGGAGAAUUAUCAGAGGCAGAAUAGCGAGAACGAUCACGCUAGAACGUACGAUCAUAGUCAGCCGUCGACGUCACGGGGCAUUACCGAGAGAAAUCACGAGGACGAACCAACACCGUCAUCCAGUGGCUAUAACGUCGAGGAAACCUCCACCAACAUCAGUCUGUCGAACUUGUUGCCAAGUGACUCGGAGUUGCGGCAAAUGCUGUCCCACAAUCUGAAGGAAAUGCUGGACGGCUGGUAUUCACGCUUGACGUCGCGCUGCCAGAACUGUACUUCUUCUUCCGAUACUAAUAACACGCAGCAGUACGCGACAAACGAUCACACGUAUUCCAACUUAGCGACGACCAGCAGCAGAGACGCACAGUUACCCAGUAUGUCUAGUAUCGUGUCGAAUAUCGGUGCUAAUUCGAAUUUGCCUACGGUGACCGCGUUAACGUCGCAGUUGAGCCCGUUGCCGAGUAUCUCGAACUUCAACGUCAACAACAAUAUCGAGCAUAAUGGCGGUUCCGAGAGAUCCACGCAGAUAUCGCACGCAAAUGUCGAUCUUCCAACGGAUAAUACGAGCAACAACGACAACAACAAUGGUGGCAACGACAACGCGACUAACGUCAACUCCGAUCUCGUUACGCAAUAUCCAGCGAACCAGAGCAGCAACUUAACCUCCUCCACAUCGUCGCCUGAAUCGUCCUCCAUUAGCAGCAGAGCGCGAAGCAGACGAUACCAGAACCUGCGGCAGAACUUCCGGCAAAACUUGCGGCAAAGAAUGAAACUCCGAUUUCUGAGAUCGUGGUUGAUGAGAUCGCGUAAUACGAAGCAAAGUCGCAUCGGGCCUCAGUCCCCCAACAAUCCGUUCCGUCAUUGUGAGAACGUUAGAAGACCGUGGCACUUACGCAGGAACGCACCCGGCAGCAGCAGCAGCAGCAACAAUAGCGACCGGGACAGAAGACAGACUACAUCCGAGUCUCUGCAAAAGAUUGCGGAAGACCUACUACGACUGCAAUCUCUAGUCCGCCAGCAAAGAGCCUUAACCCGAAGCGGUAACGUCAAUAGAGGGUCCGACAGUGACAGUCAAUCAGAAAAUCGCGACAACGAGAAUCAGGAGAUGGAACAGAUACGCGAAACUACGAGAUUGAGAGCCAGGCAAGUCCUCGGUCUGAUGGUGAGAUCUCUGAUCCAGUUUUUCGAAGUGACGAGGUCGGGAAAUGGUUCUCAAAGCAAUGUCCUGUACGAACAGAUGUACAAAAUGUACGUGCUACUACACUUGGCGUUAGAAUUAACGGAUUUACUAUUAGCGCAGUUGGUAAUAACAAGACGAGAAUUGGAAUCUAGUCAGUACGGCCCAUUUACUUCCGAUCUGUCGGCCGAUAAUCAGAAUAGGGGCGAAAACAACACACGUUCCAACAGCAGCAUUGACAACAGUCUGCAGACGGAAGGUAACCGCACGAGCGAUAAUGCGCAAAGCAGAACAAUGCGCAAUAUAGAGCACGACAGGUUCUCGAGAAGUAGUCGCAGCAGCGAUGUACCAAGUACGUCCGCGGGUGUCUACCGGGAAAAUGCGGAAGAUCUUUUGGCGCCGGGAAACAGACAAUAUCCUAUGGCAGAGCAACUAAAGCGGCUAUUUUAUACUCCGCGGCACGCACGAGUCGGCAUGCACUCGGGAAAUAGUUCGUCGAUCGAGAAUCAAGGCUCCAACACGACUAGAUCUAGCAACAACGGCAGCAGCGACGAUAACAAUCCUACCGGCAACAGCACUCGCGUUGAAGAUAAUCGACAGUCGACCUCGAACAGCGGUCUUACACUGUCGGAGAACGCGCUGUCGGCGGAGGUGCAGAGUAUCGUGGAGAGAAUUCAAAAUAGCAGCAGCUCGAUUAAUAACGACGAUCGCGGGGAGACACGCACGAUCGCUGAGAAUCGAGGAACGAACGAUGUCUCUAGAGAUAAUCCGAAUCGCGAAUCGCAUCCGCGUAACGAGAGCGAGUCGGUGGCACGAACGAGGGACUAUCGACGAAGUCGUAGGAAUGCCGUGGUGCUUGAUCCACCGAGGCGCGUCAGUGAGCCGAAUAACUCACAGGAGAAUGAGACCGCUCAAGUCCCUAGCACAUCGUACUGGCCGAACUUCGCUGUAGGCGUACAAGGUAGCAGGCCGUUGCAUCAAUUACUCAGACCUCAGAGACCUUAUCAGCCUUAUCAGCCUUUUCAGAGUUUUCCGCUGACGCGCGUUGCAUUGCCGCCACGCGACUCUUUGUACAGAUAUCCCUUGCUUCAAAGAGAUGGCAAUAUCGACUUCGUCCCAGGCACAAUGUCCUCGGACAAUGUCUGCUCAUGGCGCAGAUUCCUUCACAGGGAGGGCACGUCUUCUCUCCGACAGGAAUUUAAUGUGCCGGAGCUGCAAGUCAACAGCAUACCCGUGAGCGACUUGAACAACUUUCCUCACAAUCUUCGUAGAAGACGGAUCUCGCCACCGGAUCCCGAUACCCAUCCGCUUUCGUAUAGUAUGGUGCAGAGGUUGCUCAGUUUCGGCGUCGAUAACAGAAAUAACGAUCGAACGAAUGAUCUGGCGAAUCAACCCGGACCAAGCUCUGCGAUACCAAGCAACAAUAGAAAUCGGAUGUUCAGCCCGACGUUUCUGGCGGUCUGGCGAUCGAGUGGAGUACGAGUCGGUGCCAGUUCCGGUGGCGGUGGUGACGAUGGAAACGGUGGCGGAAAUGGAAACGGAGGUGGAGGCGGUGGAGGUGGCGCCGGCAGUGGCGGAGGUGGAGGUGGUGGCAAUGGCAAUGGCAAUGGUGGUGGUGGUGGUGGUGGUGGAAACGGCGGUGGAGGAGGACAAGAUCCAGGGAAUGAUGAUAGCGACGAUAUCGAUUUCGAUCAUAUACCAGUGAGUAUGUUCAAUACGUUGGAGAUGCAGAGUUAUCGCGUUCAGGCGUGGGAUUUCACUAACGGUGACAUUCCCGAUAUUACGGAUCCGGAGAAGAACGUAGUGGUGCGCGAAUGCAAGAUUCACAACGACGCUAGCAUCGAUAUAUCUUCAGACGGGAAACUAUUGGCGACACUCUUACCGUCCGGUCGUAUCAACGUUACGACUAUGUUAGGUGUUUACAGUUUACAAUGGGAAACACUCGGGGAGAGAAUUUACUCGACAAAGAUCGACCAGACUGUGGUGUCUGUUUCGAUGUCACCUACGCAACAGCAUCUUCUGGUAGGUUUGGCACGUAGGAUUCACGUUCCCGCCAGACCUUUCCCGAUGGCAUUGAUCUAUAAACUGAUCGAGAAGCAGCCCGAGGACGAGAAACAGGUUCCGUUGGAGUCGAAUGAUUCGAGAAGUUACAAGGUGUACGAUCGCGUUGAUGGUUAUCAUAGGACAGAUGAGCUCGCGCACAAUAUAGCUAACACCGCUACGAACAAUACAGCGAGGCAGAACGUCGUUAAUUCAACGGAUAGACCGCAUGUUCAAGAUUGGCGAAUUCGUAAUAUGAGAACCGAGCUGGAUAUUAAGAGCAACCGAGAGAGUAUGGUGCUUAUUAGGGAAUUGUUGCAAAGUAGUCGAGAGACUACUGGCUAUGUUAGUUUGAACUGCAUUAGAUGGGUACCACAGCCGGGUCAGGGAAUGGUUUAUGCUACGAACACCGGACAAUUGAAUAUUCUGCAGUGAUGUGAUGCAGUUUGUAAUAACGAGACGGAGGAAGUAAACGUUCUCUUCGUAUUAUAACGAAUGCUUAUAAUGAAUGUAUCAUACGCAUAAGAUAUAUAUUACGCAAUAUUGAAGUUUGUUGCGAGAUUAGUUAAAAUAGAAUCAUAAGAACGAACUACGCGCGUGGUAUAUAUUGUUAAUGACGUUUUUAUCACAGUCUAUAUCAAAUCUCGACGUGACGGUGAUAAGUACAGCCCGAGACUUUGAACGAGACUGCUAUUUGUAUUUUAUCGUUUCUUUUCUUUCCUCCACAGAUGUUAUCCUCUAUUUUUGUUCUGCGAGGCGAAUGUAAAAAUGCAAGAUGUAUAGAAAGUUUCUGUUAUAUGCUGUGUAAUAGAAAAUUGGAAAUGGGUCGCUUACUAUACACUAUCAAUAUGUAUUGACCGAUCGAUGAAUGCUACAAUACCAUUAAAUAAAAUCAUUCAGGAGGUAUUUCACACUUUUUAUUAUCUCAAUCAUAAAAGAAGAUACGGGAGAAGCAAUUUGUCGUGCCAUAUAAAUCUCGCUUUGUACCACCUUUCUAGACGAUUUUUAUACUUACCAAAUUUUACUAUUUUCAAAAUAUAUGUGUGUAAAAUAAUUUCGGGACACAAAAGUAACAUAUGUCCACUUUAGUUUCUAUAUUGCGAAAGACAGAAUGUUUAUUAAAAUUGCAGGUAUACUAGUUUAAUACGUCUAUAUUAAAAGUUUUGGCAUAGGAGAUACAAAUGCAAAUAUACAUGUCGAUUGAAUAAAUGAUUUCAGGCACAAUUUUAUUUUUAUAAGAAAUUGCGUGUUUCUUAGAAAUUUGGCGGUUCGAAGAGACAAGAGUGGCUCCGCUUGUGUAUACAAUGUCAGAGUUCGUUACAACUUGUUGUAUACAUAGUCGAGUACUCGUAAUGUGUUUCUUUCUCUGUGUAUAAUCAUUAUCAAUAAUAAUU